AGAAAACGUUUGACUCAAGCAUGUGACGCGUGUCGUAAGAAAAAAGUGAAGUGUAGUGGUGAAAAACCAACUUGUAAUAAUUGUGCCCGACUUGGUGUAAAUUGUACAUACCUUCCUAGUACGCGUAAGAGAGGUCCAAGAGUUGGUUUGGUGGAAAGUUUGGAAAAACGUCUUCAACAAAUGGAA
Molecule: messenger RNA, 186 nt
Organism: Rhizophagus irregularis DAOM 181602=DAOM 197198
Lineage: Eukaryota; Fungi; Glomeromycota; Glomeromycetes; Glomerales; Glomeraceae
Source: RefSeq, a predicted model, not a curated record